Molecule: messenger RNA, 417 nt
Organism: Mitosporidium daphniae
Lineage: Eukaryota; Fungi; Microsporidia
Exons: 3
Coding region: 1-417 (138 amino acids)
Source: RefSeq, a predicted model, not a curated record
AUGGGGAAACGAGACGAAGAUCGAGAAAUAUCUUUAUCGAUUGUACUAAAAGACGAUGGCUUGAAGGCCCUCAAAAGAAACCUGACACACGAAAGAUUCUAUUUGGCACUGAAAGAUACCUCAAGCCCUGGAGCUUGGACUCAAAUUUGGGUUUGCAUCCGCCGUUUAAAAUACGAACGAGCUUCGUAUUCAGACUCCACUAAUAAACCAAAUCGGGCUUUUGGAAAGGAACACUUGAUAUCAACAAUUGAUCGAGUGAAAGCUGCAAACCCGGCGUUGGAGGAGCAUAUCAGGACGCAAGAACGUUUUCAAAGAGGCCGUAUUGACACAAAUUCAAAAGAUGAUCCAAAUGGGUACAUUCUCCGCCUCAACCUUUUAAUUCACCCAUGGGUGUCUUUGGAAAGCUGGCAUAAAUAA